AUCUUCAACCUCAGCCUUCUACGCCACUUUCACUUUCGCCUCUUUCAUUCUUUUUUCCGCUGGCCGGUCACUCAUUCAAAUCAUAAUCAUUUACAGCCUUAUCACCCUCAUUUCGAGACCAUAAACCUAAAUCACUCAAUAUGCAGUUCACCACCACCGCCAUCCUUUUCGCCCUUUCCGCUCUUGCAGCUGCUGCACCUCAGCCUCAAAAUGCCGGCCGCCCUGUCCCCGCUGGCGCUUGCUGUGCUCCCAACGCAAGCUUGAAGCAGGAUGUCUGCAAUGUCAACGGCCAGACUGGUCGAUGCGUUCCUGACAGCAUCAACAACUGUGGCUCAGCAUUGACCUGCAUUGAGGACAACCGAUUGACCUGCGACCCCAACACCCUUGAGCGUGGUCGCCCUCUCUGCCGCCGCACUCCUGGCGCGUAAGCGGUUUUCCGCAUACACUCCAGCUUUUGCAAGCGACAUCGACUUGGUGGAGAUGAACUAGGGAUGGAAAACACAGAAAGUACAUAUAUAUACAUUGUUCAUAUUAUGAGAUCAGUCCGGAUUAGAAUAGGCGGGGUUAGUAGUGGAAGGCUUGGUUCACCAUGCCUGAACAGCAGCAGCGGCUCCAUCUGGCAGCAAUGAAGAUGUUUUAUCACUAC
Molecule: messenger RNA, 646 nt
Organism: Pyrenophora tritici-repentis Pt-1C-BFP
Lineage: Eukaryota; Fungi; Ascomycota; Dothideomycetes; Pleosporales; Pleosporaceae
Source: RefSeq, a predicted model, not a curated record